Messenger RNA from Phytophthora sojae, 630 nucleotides. RefSeq lists its product as hypothetical. The record is from RefSeq and is a predicted model, not a curated record. The transcript is spliced from 3 exons. NCBI's taxonomy places the organism in Eukaryota, Oomycota, Peronosporomycetes, Peronosporales, Peronosporaceae. The annotation marks the transcript as partial.
CGAAAGCGCCGCCGUCUGACUCAAAUCCGGUACCGACAAAAACUGCGAGACCACGCAGACACCCUCGAACAACAAGUACAGGCUCGAGUACCAGCACCAGACCCUCUCUCCAGUGGAGAGUCUCCACGCAUCAUCGCCGACACUACCCUCUGGAAGGUGAUGGCCGAGUAUUUCCGCCUGUUCCGCUUCGCCUUGACGGCAUACAUGUAUAUCCCCAUCUCGGAGCGCUGCAAUGCUCCAGAAUUGCAGACGCUGUCGGGCGUGAUCAUCAAGAGCGGUCGAGGGGUGGAUUCGUUACUCGAACGCUGGAGUUUCAUCUCGAUAUCACAGCCAAACUUCGAGGUUGAGGUCGUGCGCUUCGAGAACGGCCCGAGAGAUUGCGUUGUGGCAAUUACCAAGACGAAGAUCGUUUUGUGCGAAUCAAUGCUGCGCUACGCCUUCCCGAACCUGGCAGCGACGGAGCGAGGGAAAAGUCUUGCCGCCAAGAUGCUAGGAAAGCGAAUGGAAAUCGAUGGCUGCACGAUGUUCGGGUGGGACAGCGAGAACGGCCAAGCAUUGAGCGUGGAUGGGAAAUCGGACGUGCUGUCCCCAUCUUCUUGGUUGUCACAGAACGAGUCUUGCAGGUCCUGA